This is a messenger RNA of Penicillium oxalicum, 2028 nucleotides long. Its product is annotated as putative ATP-dependent Clp protease. Bases 1 to 2028 code for a protein of 675 amino acids. Gene Ontology annotation, cellular component: mitochondrial matrix. The record is from RefSeq and is a predicted model, not a curated record. Gene Ontology annotation, molecular function: ATP hydrolysis activity; ATP binding. Gene Ontology annotation, biological process: protein catabolic process; proteolysis. Lineage: Eukaryota; Fungi; Ascomycota; Eurotiomycetes; Eurotiales; Aspergillaceae. The transcript has 2 exons.
AUGUCUGACAUGGAAAUGAUCAAAUGGCGCCGGGCGGAUCCACCCCCAUUUUGCCGUCUCUCGCGCUGCGGGGAAAGCUCCGUAUCUGAUUCAUCCCCUCCGCACCUUCUCCUCAUCACAUCUCUCUCUCUCUCCUUCACUCGGUUCCUCCUCAGCUGGCGCUGUUUCUGCGCCAUGCAGCGACGGCCUCUUCAGCGUCAGUUCCUCGUAUCUUGGGCGCGUCAUGAGGCUGUCCGACCGGUUCGUCAUGGCCGAUGUCGGCUGAGCCCAGCGUCCAUACAUUAUUCACGCACGCUCUCCAGCACCUCCUCCACCUUCCCAACCUUAUCUCAAUUUCAUCGUUCCGAUUUCACCACACAGCCUUUUACGGGCAGCUAUGAGACCGGGCUGCCGACUACGGGUCCUCUGGGAUCUACGCCAGCCUUUGGCGUCCCGCGCAUCACUCCGAAAGUGCUCAAGCAGUAUCUAGACCAAUAUGUUGUCGGUCAAGAUCGCGCGAAGAAGAUUCUCAGUGUAGCGGUUUUCAACCACUAUCAGAGAGUACAGGAGAUUCAGCGCCGAGAAUUGGAGGCGGAAGAGCUACUGGCCAAACGGCAACGGAGAGAGGCACUGGAGGGCCAUCCCUUGGAAGAUGAGUUUCCUGGCCAGCAACGGACUGUCGGUCUCGCCAACAGCCAGAAAGCACGCCCCAGCAGCUUGGUGGAAGAGGCCACCCUGGUCGACACCUCUCCACUACAACUGGACAAGUCUAAUAUUCUCCUUCUGGGACCCUCGGGAGUAGGCAAGACACUCAUGGCGAAGACACUCGCCCGCGUGCUAUCCGUGCCUUUCAGCAUCUCAGACUGUACUCCAUUCACACAGGCGGGAUACAUUGGCGAGGAUGCCGAAACGUGCGUGCACCGACUCCUGGCCGCAGCAAACUAUGAUGUGGAACAAGCCGAGAGAGGCAUCAUUGUGCUCGAUGAGGUAGACAAAAUUGCGGCAACCAAAGUAAGCCAUGGCAAAGAUGUGGGCGGAGAGGGCGUCCAGCAGGCUCUCCUCAAAAUCAUCGAGGGCACAACUGUACAGGUCCAGGCAAAGCCGGAGAAAAACCCACGUUCAAGCAGCCCUCCCAACUCUUAUCCAUCAAAUAGCCCGCUGGGCACGACGCCGUUCCAGCCGCAUAACCCCACUCCCGCGGCCAAGGGCGAGGUCUAUAAUGUGCGAACUGACAAUAUCCUCUUCAUAUUUUCUGGCGCGUUCGUCGGACUUCACAAGGUAGUGAUGGAUCGAAUCUCACGGGGGUCCAUAGGAUUUGGUCAGCCAGUGCGCGGGUCAUCACUAUCCACUGGACUUCCGGGGACAUCGAGCGCAACACCCGAUGAGCCUCAACCCAUUCUCCCGGGGUCCGAGGAAGAGGCAUUGUACAAAAGACACCUGCCCUUUUACACCUCCGCCUCAUCAAAUGCACCUGGUAGUGAGCCCACAUAUUUCAACCCUCUUGACCUCCUUACGCCCGCAGACCUACAGAGCUACGGAUUCAUCCCAGAGCUCAUUGGUAGGAUCCCUGUCAACGCGGCCCUUUCGACACUGACCCAACCUCUACUACUACGAAUUCUUACGGAGCCUCGGAACUCUCUCAUAGCGCAAUAUACAACCCUCUUUUCUUUAUCGGGUAUCGAGCUGCGAUUCACAACGCCAGCGCUGCAUAGAAUCGCGGCCAACGCCUUCAAAAUGGGCACCGGGGCGCGUGCGCUUCGAACGGAGAUGGAAACCAUCCUAAGCGAUGCGAUGUUUGAGGCGCCCGGCUCCAGCGUCAAAUUCGUUCUCGUGACCGAGGCAGUGGCUGACCGCAAAGAGCAACCAGUCUAUCUGGCUCGCGGACAAGGUGGCAGGUUCCACGCUAUGAUUUCGGCCGAGGAAAGCGAGUGGGAAGAAAAAACGAGCCGUGUGAAGAAGAAAGAGAAAAAGGUCAAGGGUUCAACAGGAGGCGACGACGACCACCACGCUGCCAACUUUCAGGAAUAUCGGAAGCGGGCAAUAGGAUAA